AUGGCCAUUACCAAACCCUACUUGGAAAAAAGUCCAUUCCGUGCAGAGCUAAUAGCUCGUUACACAGAAUUGGCUAACUAUGCAUCGUUGGCAGGUCCUUUUCAAAAAGGCAAACAUUUCUUCUCAUUCCGGAAUACUGGGUUACAAAAUCAAGACGUGCUUUUCAUAUCAGAUUCAAUUAAAGAUGAAGGCAAAGUAUUUCUUGACGUGAAUACACUCAGCAAAGAUGGCACAGUUUCGAUAGAUAGUUAUUCAUUCAGUGACGACGGAACUUUGUUUGCAUAUUCAUUGGGUUCUGGCGGAUCUGACUGGAAAACAGUGCACUUCAAGGAUGUGGGAAAAGGUACUGAUCUCAAUGACAAGCUGGAAAAAGUGAAAUUCUCAAACCUAGGAUGGUCGAAAGAUGGCAAAGGAAUAUUUUACGCGGCAUUUCUUGAUCAAAAAGGUAAAGCCGAUGGUUCUGAAAAUGAUGCGAAUAAAAAUCAAAAAAUUUAUUACCACUUGCUUGGGACCGAACAGAGCAAAGACUUGCUGAUAGCAGAAUUUCCAGAUAACCCAGAUUACUUUGUAGAUUCCAAUGUGAGUGAUUGCGGUAAAUACCUGGUUGUGCAAGUGAAUCAAGGCGGUAACAAUAAUUUGAUUUACAUAGCUGAUAUAAGUAAAGAGAUCACAGCCAAGCCGCAACUUAAACCAAUAGUCACCAAAAUGGAAAAGAAUUACUAUUUUGUUGCCAACAACGAAAACCAAUUCAUUUUCCAAACUAAUAAAGACGCCGAUAACUACAGACUAAUUACGAUCGAUAUCACAAAUCCAGAUCCCAGCGCAUGGAAAGACCUCAUACCUGAAGAUAAAAAGUUUAGCAUGGAGUGGGCCUCGGCAGUACACGAUAAUUAUUUGGUGUUGGGCUAUAUCGAAGACGUUAAAAGUGUUCUACAACUACAUAACAUAAAAACUGGUGAAAUGAUCAAAAAAUUCCCGUUGGAAGUGGGUACAGUUGGAGGUGUCUCUGGUGAUAGAAAUACUCCUCACAUGUUUUUCAACUUCGUAUCAUUCCUUACACCCGGAAUCACUUAUCAUUGUGAUUUAUCUAAAGCAUCGUUUGAUCUCGAGGUUAUAAAUGAAAUCAAGUUGAAGGAUUUCGAUCGCGAAAAAUUCACUGUGGAACAGAUAUUCUAUCCGAGUAAAGAUGGAACCAAAGUCCCCAUGUAUUGUGUUCAUAAGAAGGACUUGAAGAAAUCUGGAAACAAUUUCGCUUUCAUGACCGCAUACGGUAGCUAUGGUAUCAGCAGUAUGCCAUCUUUUUCAAUCACACGUUUGGUGGUCGUAGGAAAUUUCGAUGGCAUACAUUGCGUGGCAAAUAUCAGAGGAGGAGGGGAAUAUGGUGAAAAGUGGCAUCAAGCUGGGUCGCUGGAGAAUAAACAACACUCUUACGAUGAUUUUCAAGCCGGUGCUCAGUACUUGAUCAAUGAGAAAUACACGACUAAUAAAUUGCUAGCCAUAAAUGGAGGAUCGAGUGGUGGUCUUAUGAUGGGUGUCUGCCUCAACCAGAGACCAGAUUUAUUCGGUGUUGUAGUCGCCGAUGUACCUACUAUGGAUUUGUUGAGAUUUGACAAAUUCACCGGUGGUCGUGCAUUUGCAACAGAGUACGGUUUACCAUCUGAUCCAAAAAUGUUUCCAAUUAUACGUAAAUACUCUCCUCUACAUAAUAUUCAUAUUCCUGAAGCUAGUAAUCAGCAAUACCCUGCCACCAUGCUCACAACUUCUGAUCAUGACGAUCGAGUUCCACCUCUACACUCUUUGAAAUUUAUCGCAACGUUACAAUAUGAAGCUAAGAAACGUCCCAAUCAGCAAAAUCCAUUAGUACUCAAAGUUGAUACUAAUGCCGGUCACGGUGGUGACAAGCCAUUACAAAAACAGAUUGCGGAUCGCGUAGAUAUGAUGUGUUUUAUCGUAAAAAACACUGGAAUUCAGUUCCAUCCAUUCGUUAGUCAGUAAAAUUUCAUCUGAAAAAUAAUUGUAGGAAAGUACAUAGGUAAGGUACCUACGUGAAAUGUAGGUACAAAUGUGUAUCAUAUCUCACAGUUCUGUUGAUGGAGGAAAUUUUUAUUUCUAACCCUCGAUAACCA
Planococcus citri (citrus mealybug) is the source of this 2126-nucleotide messenger RNA. RefSeq names its product prolyl endopeptidase-like. The transcript is spliced from 14 exons. NCBI's taxonomy places the organism in Eukaryota, Metazoa, Arthropoda, Insecta, Hemiptera, Pseudococcidae. Gene Ontology annotation, biological process: proteolysis. The record is from RefSeq and is a predicted model, not a curated record. Gene Ontology annotation, molecular function: oligopeptidase activity; serine-type endopeptidase activity. Gene Ontology annotation, cellular component: cytosol. Bases 1 to 1995 code for a protein of 664 amino acids.